Messenger RNA from Varroa destructor (honeybee mite), 5663 nucleotides. Its product is annotated as putative inositol monophosphatase 3. NCBI's taxonomy places the organism in Eukaryota, Metazoa, Arthropoda, Arachnida, Mesostigmata, Varroidae. Gene Ontology annotation, cellular component: endomembrane system. Gene Ontology annotation, molecular function: 3'-nucleotidase activity. Gene Ontology annotation, biological process: phosphatidylinositol phosphate biosynthetic process. The record is from RefSeq and is a predicted model, not a curated record.
UACGACUUUUAUGAUAUAAUACGUAGACCGAAAGAUUUCGUGAAUUAUGCGACCUAAACAUUUCCAAAAAAAUAACCUUAUAAUCUCAAAUAGGGAUAGUAGUAUCACUAGAUCUGCAUUAUAGCACCUUUGUUUUCAUGAGUUUUUGGCCCGUCAUUUUUUUGUGAAGUUUCCGCUUUAGUGUGUGAGACCUAUCCGUGGCUACUUCGACAGCUGCAGUAAAAACCAAGGAAGUUGAUCCAGCUUAAAGGCAUUGGACAAUAACCGACCUUCGUGCAUAUUCUAAAAACAAAAGCCCGGCUUUGAUAAGUGUUUGGUUCUGUUUUAGAUGAAAUUGGCUUUUUUCCUUUACCAGGAGCCAUGGACGAAUCCGACAGACAGCUUGUGGACACAAGUUCUAAUUCACCUCAAACCUUACCCUGUUGCAUGUAUCACGUUAGUUACAUUCUUCACACGGCGUACAUUACUAAGCAACCCAUUGUGGUUUAGUUAAAGUAUAGAUUUGCGUAUUCAUCAUUUUCGCUAUGUGGUAAAAACUUUUUGGUGACAUAAAAGUCAACCCUCGCUAUACCAAUUUGCAAGUUAUAGCGUACCUUCGUUAAUUUUGCAUAAUGGAUGGGAAGCUGUAUAAUCAUGCUCAUUUACAAACCACAUAUUCAUAGCUAUGCAUAUUUUUGCUUCAUAGGAUUUUACCAAGCUAACGCGUUGCCAGUAUUGGUUUGUGUCUCCACAAUUAUUACGGUUGGGGAGCAAAAGCCUGUACGAUGAUGAUAGUAUAGCCGUGGUCUAGUGAUUUUUCGAGGCUUGACAUUUGUCACUCGGUUAGUAUGAAGAACCGCUUAUAAUAGGCAUUCUGAGUUGUGUACUCAGCAAGAUGCAACUAUCAAAAGACCCAGCAAAUUUCCUCUAUCGAAAAGUGCUACAGUGAUAAGUAGCUUUUUCAACGGAACUGAAUUUCAUGAGUGCGUCGGUCACACAUACCUACUUCCGCAUUAUUAUGGCUGGUGUCUAUGUAUUCUGUAUGUGCGGUUAGCCGCUAUGAUAGUGUUUUAUCCUUGUCACUUGUUAAUGACUGGUAAGCACUUCGCAUAAUGCAACGCAUCUUGUAGAAUAAUAGCCGUUUUUUAGAAGUCGUUUCUCUACCCGUCUAACCGGAUAGAGUCGCCUCUUCAUAUUAAUUCUCAUGAUGGUUAGCUGUUUGCGGUAUAGAUACAGACUACUCAGUCUUACAGUCAUCAGUACCAGCUUCAACAUCCGGCUGAAGUGUGUUCCACGGCUGCAGCCGCAACUUAGCGAAUAACUGCUGCUUUAAUAGGUAUUAUUUUGAAUGUAUUUUUGAAUAAAAUAUUCAUACUACAGGUAACAUGACAGAAAAUACUUGUACCGAAGGGAUAUUAAUAAUAGUAAAAAUAAGAGUUAUGGAAAUCAUAGUAAUAAGAACGAUAUUUUCUAUUAUCACAACACAAGGACAUUGCACAAUCAUACCCGAAAGCAUAGUCAUAAUCGGUUAAUUAUUUAGCGAACAAUGGAUAUACGGAGAUGGCAACACUCUACCAGAGGAAAGAGCCGCCGCCUGACCCGAAACUACGGUAUUAUAUCGUUAGCGACGAACUAUGUUAGUUCCACGCUUUCUACAUGAAGGGAGUUUUACUGUUCCUUGAAAGUGGCAGUGGCGUUUGGAGGAAGACGAAACAACCUGAUGGUGCUCUGUGACGACACUUUUGUACUGGAUAGAGCUUACGGACGACUCCUGAAGCUAAGCUUUGGCAAAGCGCCGAAACAGCAUUUUACGAGUACAGCGUUAGUCAAAGGCAGUUCGCAAGACAAGAAUACUGCGAUCAUUUCUACGGUCAUUUUUGUAUGCACUCCAUUUUGCGUCGAGUCCCUGAAAUAGCUGCCUACAGGACAUCGCCCCUUAAACACGAAAUCAAGCACGACCUAUGCACAUCUAAUACUUGCCAUCUGUUUCAUUUCGUUUAGAACAGUUUGGAGAAUAGCAAUAAGCCUAAAUUAAGUUCACAAUCUUCCCAUAACCUUUCCGAUCAAUUCAGAAUGAAACGAUUGUAGUCAAUGGUCGAUAACCGUCGAUGUCGGUGGCUGACUUGCCAAACAGCAAUCCCUCCUGGACUAUAUCCCUACUGGACCCAAGCCUUCGUGCAAAUUUCCCGCCGUUUCUACUCCAAUUCGAAGAAGCUUAAUGUUCCUUGACACGCUUUGUCGUCAACCGUAGCAAACCUUAGCAAAAACUUCCAAGAUUAUUAUCAAACUUUACUUAUUCCCAGCUGCAUCGAGGUAUCACACCCUGUUCGCUAUGCCAUCUAAAAAAUACCGGUUUCUUUUUGUAUUAAAUAAGUGAGAACGUGAGAGAGAUUGCUAGGCUUAAACUUAGUCACAAUGGUUUGGAUGAAACAGUGCCGGCCAGCCAAUCUAUCUAUUGUGCUUGGGCUGGUCUUUGUGCUGGUUCUCGUGUAUUACACUCUAUACACAGAAAUGAACGCUUCGAGAGUAGAGAGGGUCAGCCUACGGCUUUUGCUCAGAACGUCAAUAAUAGCGGCUGUUCGAGGUGGAAACGAGGUGGUGAGAGUUCGACAGAAUGGUGUGAAGACGUCGAGUAAAGGAAAAAACCAGUUUGGUCAGGAUGAUCCUCUAACCGAUGGAGACCUACGCAGUCACCGAGCUAUGCUCAAGACACUACUAGAAAGUUUUCCCCAUUUAAAUGUCCUUUCCGAAGAGCAUGAGUCCAGCAGGCAGUCGCAGCCUCCAGCUGCUGUCCUUCUUGAAGAGGUGAAUUUGCCGGAGUCGAUCAGUCAUUACGCUGAUGAAACCGUGCGGAUGAGAGAUAUCCUUGUUUGGGUCGAUCCGCUGGAUGCGACACAGGAAUAUAGCGAAAAUCUGACACACUUCGUUACGACAAUGGUAUGCAUAGCCAUUAAAGGACGCGCCCAAAUUGGCGUCAUUCAUCAGCCGUUCCUUAAUAGGACUGUCUGGGCUUGGGUGGGCCAAGGGCCUUCAAAAAGUCUUCGAAGGAUCAACCCAACCGAGGAAGCAGAAUCACAAAUUCGUAUUGUGGUGUCGCGAUCACAUGCGGACAAAGUUGAAGCGUUCGCCAAAGAGAACCUCAGCGGGAAUAUUCAUGUCACGUUGGCAGGAGGUGCGGGCUAUAAAGUGCUGCAGGUUGCUGAAGGAAAGGACGACCUAUACGUGCACACGUCACUCAUUAAGAAAUGGGAUAUUUGCGCGGGUGCUGCCCUGCUGGAGACGCUUGGCGGUCAAAUGAUAACCUUGAAAGGAGAUGCCAUUGACUUUGGCCAGCGGCAAGAGGAAGUCAAUGGGGACGGAGUCAUAGCGUUUCUUAAGGAUAAGAACGAUUUCCUACGCCUCACGAGAGCUGCCCUGCCGAACUGAGUAAAUAUUAUUAAAUCAAAGAUAGGGAAGGGAAUUAGCGAGGGGGAAGAGAAUAGAAAAAGGUGACAAAGAGCGAGAAAAAAACUGAGGGAGGAGAGAACCAAAUGUGAAAGAGAGAGAGAGAGAGAAGUGCAGAGUGCAAGAGAAAAAGUCGAACGUGUGAUAAAAAGCAAAAUAAGGGAAAACGAAGAAAAAGGAAAAAGAGACGUGAGAAACUGUAAGAGAUUUGUGAAUGCCAUAUAUGAUUACUAUAUAACACUAAUACAAGAACAAUUAGUUAACGAAUACAAUCCAAGGUUAUGGGUGCAGUAGUCUAAUACCAGACAAUGCAGGACGUAGCAACUUGGAUGUCGCCUUGAUUGAAAUUGAACCACGCACCCCCAGAUGAGAUCGGAGCUAAGGCAAAACAACAAAUCUAAAAACGCACCGUAAGCACAUAUCAGCCUUGUUUGGUGGUACUGAAUACUAAAAUGGAAAGUAUAGUCGCCAUGCGCUAAGGCAUAAAGUCCUUAUCAAUCAAUUUAUCAUGCUUCUUGUAACGUACCUUGAAGCCUGUGAAGCCGGUCGUUAGAGUAAUGGUAAAUACCAAAUAGUAGACGUCACUUGACCAAAGGUAGUAACAAAUAAAGGCACUGAGCAGCACUGGACAAUAUCCUGUGCUGGACAGCCUUGAAACUUGAAAGAAGGUGAUGGUGGAAAUUUGAAUGACUUCCAUAAGUUAUUGCAAAAUACAGAUGAUAGCCGCCUAAUGUACUCAAGCCAAGUGGGAGAAACAAAAUUGCACUUAUAGUGACAAUUCAUUAUUAUAUCGAAUAUGAAGAUGACAUAUAUGACGAAAUCAAUGCUUUAGGCACAUAUUUGUAAAUGAUCGAUUAAAGACUGCAGGCGGAAGGCGCACUUAGUACUUAGGGUUUGUAGAAACUAUGUAAGAUGAGAUGGAGAAUGAUACAUAUAUAAGACGAUACGUAUAUAGAUAUUUAUUAGGUUGUAAACGAGGUAAACAGAUGUAGAUUCAAAUGGUGGAGCAGCACGGAGCAAGUCAGUGCAAAGUAAGGAAAGAAGACUCAAGAUUUCUGCAGCAGAGCCCUUACUUGCGUGCCUAAUUGUCUCGGCGUUGUGAAUCUUUAUAAGAACACAAUGAUGACGAUGAUCGUGAUUGUGAUGAUAAUGAGUCAUACGGUAGUGCCGUACCCACAUGCGCUUUACUUUGUGAAAUGUGGGGAACGAGUAGGAGGAAGGGGACGAGCCCAAUAGGUGUAAAUGCGACAGGUACUGCGAACAAGGCAACAACAACAACAACAACAACAACGAUAAAUAUUUUCAAGGAUGGCAGCACAAGCGUCGCGGAACAUGUUAAACAACAGAUAUAAAGCACGCAGUUAAUUACUAAUUACUGUUGCUGAUGUUGAAAUCUUGGCUGGUCUCAUCGUUGCUAUAGGUCCGAAAUGUCUAACAAAAUUUGGCAUCGUACUGUUCUAAGAGUUACUCAAAUGUAAAACGUGGUCGGCGAAAGCGCUUUUUUCAUUAUGAAUGUUUUUCAGUUUGAGUAAAUGUGAAAAUUUGGAAAACGUUUACUUAUAUUCAUCGAUCAGUUUCACCGCAGGGUGAGGUCGCCGUUUUUAGGUAUAUUGAUCUGAGCUAUGAACGCUUCGUACAUAAGUUUAGCGCUCAGCACGAUCCAUAUCUGGUUAGAACAGCUAUUCCAUUGAAGGCUCAUGAUCAGUAGAUAUGUUGCGGGUUGUUUCAUUCGUUUGUGAAACACAAACCAAUUUAAUACCUCUUAGUUCUAUUAUAUUUAUUUAUUCUAUUAUAACAGCGUGCUUGUUAACACACACUAGUAAGCCUGACAAAUUUGAGUGUUUUGUCAGUAAGAUUAGCAGAAUGACCUAACUCAACAGAACUGUCACAAGACACUUUGUACAGUGGCCAAGGUGUUCUUUAAAAUAUGAAAGUUUUUAACUGCGGAAUCAAUAGUGACAGUUGCACCAGUCGUUUAUGAAGUUCCAGUAAAAGUUACGGGCCACUGCAGUUGCAUUAAUCGCUAACUCCCGAGGCAGACAUAGGAAACGACUCGACGGGCACACUCAUCCUGACACCUAACUCUAGUCCAUGUACAUGAUUAUACUUACAAUAUUGUUACGAUUAUUACUGCUACCGUUAAAUGCAAGCGGAAAUGCGCCGAAAGUAGCACUAUUAAGAAGAAAAUUAAGUCACUCUUUAGAAGUACGUGUAUAAAAAAACAAUUGAAAAAGCUGUCA